AUGAACCCAUCCGCAGCAUUCCCCAAGGCCGCGGCUCUCCCCGCGCGCCUGCUGCGGACGCAGCAAUGUUCCGCGCAGGCGAGCAUCUGCUCUUCCGGGCAGAAACGAGGUUACCAUGCGCCUGUGUCUGCUUCUCCUGCUAGACGUCUGCGGGAAAGUGUCUAUAAGAAGAAGAACCCCGUUGGUCCGUCGGUCAGGAUCUUCCACACUACUUCCCCUCUGUCGGCAAUCCCGGAUCCCUACAAAGUUCUCGGUGUCGACAAAGGUGCAUCCGCCGGUGACAUCAAGAAAGCCUACUAUGGAAUGGCCAAGAAAUAUCACCCCGAUACCAAUAAGGACCCGGAUGCGAAAAAUAAAUUCACCGAAGCUCAGUCAGCUUACGACUUGCUCUCCGAUGCCAAGAAGCGCGAGAACUACGAUCGAUACGGCUCAGCUGCGUUCGAUCAAAACGGCGGCUUCGAUCCAAACGCCGGCGGCCACCCUUUCGCCGGUGCAGGCGGCUUCCAUGGUUUCGGUGGUGGAUUUGGUGGAGGUGGAGGCGGAUUUGGAGGACAAGGGUUCGGCGACAUCAACUUCGAAGAUCUGUUCGGUGCGUUUGCCGGCGGUGCUCGUCGUGGCCCCCGCGGCCGGCGCAACCCGUUCCAGGAGCAGAUAUUCGUGGGUGAGGACAUCGAGGUGCAGAGCAGCAUCUCUUUUAUGGAUGCCGCCAAGGGUACAUCUACGGAGAUUGUCAUUACACCUUUGGUACAGUGCGGUACCUGUAAAGGGGACGGCAUGAAAGAGGGCACGAAGAAAUCCCAGUGCCGAACUUGCAAUGGUACUGGAACUCGGGUUCAUGUCAUGCAGGGUGGUUUCCAGGUUGCCGCGACGUGCGAUGCCUGCGGUGGUGCUGGUAUGACCGUGCCCCGCGGGUCCGAGUGUGGUUCCUGCCGCGGAAACGGUGUGGUUCGAGAAAAGAAGACUAUUAAGGUGGACAUUCCAGCGGGGGUUGAAGACGGCAUGCGCAUGAGAGUAACCGGAGAAGGCGAUGCGCCCCCUACUGGAACCGCCGCCCCAUCUGGAGUCCGCACUCAGAAGGGUGACCUCUAUGUCACGAUUCGAGUCGCUCCUGAUUCCCGAUUCACCCGUAACGGAUCCGACGUUCUUUACACAUCCACUAUUCCCCUCACCACCGCCCUGCUUGGCGGUGAAGUGACCAUCCCGACUCUUGACAGCGAAGUCAAGGUCAAGGUGGCCACUGGUACCGGCACUGGUGAUCGGAUCACUUUGUCUGGAAUGGGUAUGAAGAAGCUUGGUGGUCGCGGACGCUUUAGCCCCACGGGUGACUUGAAGGUCGAAUUCAAGGUCGCCAUGCCUAAGUACCUGACUGGCAACCAGCGGACAAUCUUGGAGGUUCUUGCUGAUGAGAUGGGCGACAAGACCGCCCGUCGAACAAUGAACUUUACCAAGGACAGCCCUCCAAGUUCCGAUUCUAGCAGUGACAGCCACAAGAAUGAGGGUUUCCUCAAGUCUGUCUGGCACAAGCUGACCGACAAGAACGGCGACUCUUCCAAGCCCGAGGCGAAGGAUUCCAAGAACACCAAGAACGCUGGCAAGGAUAAGGGUGACGCCAGCAAGGAGUCCAAGAAACCCUAA
Penicillium maclennaniae is the source of this 1635-nucleotide messenger RNA. Its product is annotated as putative mitochondrial DnaJ chaperone (Mdj1). Gene Ontology annotation, biological process: response to heat; protein refolding. Bases 1 to 1635 code for a protein of 544 amino acids. Gene Ontology annotation, cellular component: cytoplasm. Gene Ontology annotation, molecular function: ATP binding; heat shock protein binding. Lineage: Eukaryota; Fungi; Ascomycota; Eurotiomycetes; Eurotiales; Aspergillaceae. The record is from RefSeq and is a predicted model, not a curated record. The transcript has 3 exons.